CAUGCUCUUGGUGGCUAACACAACACAAAUUGGGGACGUGGAGGUACCUUCUCGUCAAUUUUGGCGCAUACCAUAUAUUAUGCUAGUAGGAGGAACGAAGAAUGUCAAGUGAAGAAGAAUAAGGCAGUUGAGAUUUUAAGGCUCGUGCCCUUCCUUCAGUCACCCCAUCUUCUCAUUUUCACUUCCCACCUAACUUUUCCCUGUCUCUCUUCCCCUUCCCCUUCUUCCACCAUCCACCAAAAAUGGAUAAUUCAACACAAGAAUCCCAUCUCCGAUCCGAUAACAACUCCGUAACAUACGAUUCCCCAUACCCACUCUACGCCAUGUCCAUCUCUCCCAACACAAAUUCCCCACAACAACGUAUCGCCGUCGGAAGCUUCAUCGAAGAAUACACAAACCGCAUCGAUAUUCUCAAUUUCAACCCCGAUACCCUCUCACUCAAACCUCAACCUUCACUCUCCUUCGAUCACCCUUACCCACCAACCAAACUCAUGUUCCAUCCCGCCACACAUUCUUCUCUCCAGAAAACCUCCUCCGACCUCCUUGCUACCUCCGGUGACUAUCUCCGUCUCUGGGAAGUUCGUGAAAAUUCCGUUGAAGCUCUUUCUCUUUUCAACAAUAGCAAAACCAGUGAGUUUUGUGCUCCUUUAACAUCAUUUGAUUGGAAUGAAAUUGAGCCCAAACGAAUUGGAACUUCAAGUAUUGACACUACUUGUACUAUCUGGGACAUUGAAAGAGGCGUUGUUGAAACGCAGUUAAUUGCGCAUGAUAAAGAGGUUUAUGAUAUUGCUUGGGGGGAAUCAAGGGUUUUUGCUUCGGUUUCUGCUGAUGGGUCUGUUAGGAUUUUUGAUUUAAGGGAUAAAGAGCAUUCAACAAUUAUCUAUGAAAGUCCGCAACCUGAUACCCCUUUGCUUCGUUUAGCUUGGAACAAGAAGGAUUUGAGGUAUAUGGCCACGAUUUUGAUGGAUAGUAAUAAAGUUGUGAUUUUGGAUAUUAGAUCACCAACUACACCGGUCGCGGAAUUGGAGAGACAUCGCGCUGGUGUUAAUGCUAUUGCUUGGGCUCCAAGAAGUUCAAAGCAUAUUUGUUCCGGUGGGGAUGAUGCACAGGCUCUUAUUUGGGAGUUGCCGGCUGUAGCUGGUCCGAAUGGGAUUGAUCCGAUGACUACGUAUUCUGCUGGUUGUGAAAUUAAUCAGCUUCAGUGGUCUGCUGCUCAGCCUGAUUGGAUUGCUAUUGCUUUUGCUAAUAAAAUGCAGCUUUUGAGGGUUUGAGUUUGAAUUUCAGGUGAGGGAAUAAUUUACUUGUAGUUCUGGAAAACCAAUUACUCAUUGUGUUGUUGUUGUUGUUGUAAGUUGUGACUGAUGAGUAGUUUAGUUUAACUUGAUCAUCUAUUAAAUUAUAGAAGUAUGCCAUGACAUGGAUUCUUUUGGUGGUCUUAAAGUAUUGCUGUAUCUCAUAUGUGAGAGUGGGUUGGUUACUGUAAUUGUUGGGUAGGGCGAACUAUUUUAGUUUCAUGUUUUACUUAUAGCAUAAAUUGAGGUUACAUUUGCUUGUUCAAUUGAA
This is a messenger RNA of Medicago truncatula (barrel medic), 1563 nucleotides long. Its product is annotated as protein TRANSPARENT TESTA GLABRA 1. NCBI's taxonomy places the organism in Eukaryota, Viridiplantae, Streptophyta, Magnoliopsida, Fabales, Fabaceae. Bases 243 to 1271 code for a protein of 342 amino acids. The transcript has a single exon. The record is from RefSeq and is a predicted model, not a curated record. Gene Ontology annotation, molecular function: protein binding.